Messenger RNA from Adelges cooleyi (spruce gall adelgid), 994 nucleotides. RefSeq names its product troponin C, isoallergen Bla g 6.0101-like. The record is from RefSeq and is a predicted model, not a curated record. NCBI's taxonomy places the organism in Eukaryota, Metazoa, Arthropoda, Insecta, Hemiptera, Adelgidae. The transcript is spliced from 7 exons. Gene Ontology annotation, molecular function: enzyme regulator activity; calcium ion binding. The coding region runs from base 205 to 708 and encodes 167 amino acids.
GCCCCGUGUCAUCCGCCAGUAUAUGUAUGAGUUCUAUAAAUACUUAUAACGCGUUUAAACAUCAUAUAUUGUACCACGUUGACCGAGUCAUUGUUACCUGCUGUGGCGUUCGCAGAUCUUUAAGUUCGCAUUUGCACAGUCUCACACUUGGAUCGUCUGUAUUUUUUUUGUUUGGAUCAGCUUACAUAAAAAAAAAUAACAAUCAUGUCGUGGAUGGAUCCGCCUCCUCAGGCUUUCGAAAUGCAAGAAGGUAUAACGCUCAGCAAGGAUCAGCUUAAAGUAUUAAGGAAAGCAUUCGACACGUUUGAUACGGAGAAAAAAGCACGGAUCACUUGCGACAGCAUCAACACGAUUUUGGAUAUGUUGGGCCACGCAACUGAUGCCGCCACAGUUAGAAAUAUUGUACAAGAAAUAGAUCACCAAGGAGCCGGUACGCUGUCGUUUGACCAAUUCUGCACUUUGGCCUCCAAGUUCAUGACCGAAGAAGAAGAAGACAGCGAAGCCAUUAAAACCGAACUCCGAGAAGCGUUCAGGCUUUACGAUAAAGAAGGAAACGGAUACAUUACUACCGAAGUGUUGAGAGAAAUACUUUCAGAACUGGACAACAACAUGUCCGACGAAGAAUUGGAUCAGAUGAUCGACGAGAUCGACGCUGACGGAUCGGGAACCGUCGAUUUUGACGAAUUCAUGGAAGUGAUGACUGGUUAAAUCGACGGACUUACGUUUAUAUCGUUUAUAAGUCGCAACCUGUUGCUUUAAAUGUCAACAGCCUUGAGUGGGGUAUCAUUUUGUUGGUACGCAACUACGUUAUUCAUCAACAUUUGUUUUUUAUUUACUUCCAAUAAGUAAAAUUAUAAUUUUGCAAAUUUUAAAUAGACAAUAACUCUAUUAUAAAUAAUUUAUAAUGUAUUAACCGAUUAAUUUAUAAUACAUCAAAUUUAAUGUAAUGUGGGUAAUUUUUUAUUGUUUUAUUUAUUAUAUUUAAUGUUCUGAA